This is a messenger RNA of Vicia villosa (hairy vetch), 1032 nucleotides long. RefSeq lists its product as uncharacterized. The coding region runs from base 1 to 1032 and encodes 343 amino acids. NCBI's taxonomy places the organism in Eukaryota, Viridiplantae, Streptophyta, Magnoliopsida, Fabales, Fabaceae. Gene Ontology annotation, biological process: proteolysis. The transcript has a single exon. The record is from RefSeq and is a predicted model, not a curated record. Gene Ontology annotation, molecular function: aspartic-type endopeptidase activity.
AUGCCAUCAUAUGCCAGAUUUCUUGAAGAGAUACUGUCUAACAAAAAGAAACUUGAGGAUAAUGAAACAGUGAUGCUUACUGCGGAAUGUAGUGCUAUUAUCCAAAAAAAUAUGCUACCUAAGAUGAAAGACCCUGGUAGUUUCUUCAUACCCUGUGUGAUAGGAAAAUUCGUCAUAGACAAAGCACUAUGCGAUUUAGGAGCUAGUGUGAGUUUGAUGCCUCUUUCAAUAUGUGAAAAGUUACAACUAGGCAAACUAAGACCAACUAGAAUGUCUCUACAAUUAGCUGAUCGCUCUGUGAAGUACCCUGUAGGUAUGCUAAAAAACAUUCCCGUUAGAAUAGGUCAGUUCUUUAUUCCCACAUAUUUCAUCAUAAUGGACAUUCAAGAUGACUCUAAUAUUCCAAUCAUACUAGUAAGACCUUUCUUAGCCACUGCUGGUGCUAUCAUCGAUGUGAAACGAGGGAAACUGACUUUUGAAGUAGGAGAAGAGAAGGUUGAAUUCAUUCUUUCUAAAUUCCUUAAAGCUCCCACAAUAGUAGACACAUGCUGUUUUAUUGACAUCAUCGAUGAAUGUGAAAUCCUAAGAAUUCUUAUACCGCCUAUUUUUGAAGAUGAUAACUGGCGUGGAGAAUACCAAGACAACCACCUAAGUGAAUGCCUAGCGCUAACGCCUAAUCCUAUACCUUUCCCUAAGAAACGUGCUGUAGAACUUAAAACAUUACCAAAUGAUCUAAGGUAUGAAUUCCUAGACGAAGAACUUAAACGACCUGUCAUAGUCAAUGCUGACAUAGAACGAACCGAAACCAAAAAGUUACUCAAUGUCCUAAGAAAAUAUCCAACCGCACUAUGCUAUAACAUUUCAGAUCUGAAAGGAAUAAGUACUUCUAUCUGUAUGCAUCGCAUUUUUCUUGAAGAAGAUUGCAAAACCUCUAGAGAUCAUCAAAGACGAAUCAAUCCCACUCUAAGCGAUGUAGUUAAGACGAAAAUUCAAAAGUUGUUAGAAGCCGGAAUUAUAUAUCCUAUAUCAUGA